CUCACUUUAUUUAAUAAAGUUGGAAUAUACAUUGCUUAGAAUAAUUUUUUUUAGAAUAAAGAGGCUCUUUUUAGUAUUAUAUAUGAUUGUUAUUCAUACAUAGAGGGUAUGGCAUGGACAUCUUCUUGAGAGGUCCUCCAAAGGUGAAAUCAAUGUGAUUAAAUUUGCUAUAAACAUAUGCUUAUUAAGAUAUGGUUGAAGGAUUAAUGAGCUCUUUUUAUUGACUAUUUUAUAAUUUUAUUUUACUUGGUUUGACUGGCUAUGCAUCCACAGAGGGUACUUAAAAAGUGAAGUCUACGCGGUUAUAAUAAUUUUGUGAAGAUGACUGGAUGAAGUCCACAAACAUACUCAAGGAAAACACAACCAUGUAAAGAAUGGACAACACUGAUGGGAAUGAGAGAGAAGACAAUGUUUCAAAAACUGAUGAUCAUAUUCAUCAAGAUUCUGAUGAAAUUCCAUUGUUAAAUUCCAUUAGAGAAAUGACAGAUGGGCUGCCUAGUCUGUCCAAUGAUGGUAGUAUUUAUAGAGUACCCAAGAGACUCCGUGAAAUGAAUGAAAGCGCUUCACACCUCAGGUGGUUUCCAUCGGCCCAUUUCAUCGUGGCAAAGAACACUUGCAAGCCAUGGAAGAACAUAAAUUGAGAUACUUGCAAUCGUUCUUAAAUCGUACUGGCAUGAUUUUAAAUAAUUGUAUAAGACUGGUGAAGGAGUGGGAAGAGAGAUCCUGGAGUUAUAAUGAAGAAAGAAUUAUGCUUAGAAGUGACGAAUUUGCGAAAAUGAUUCUUUUGGAUGGCAGUUUCAUCAUUGAGGCCAUUUGGAGGUGUAAUUUUUCAUCUAACCGAUCCGACUACUUAAAUUGGAAAAUUUCGGGUGAAUGAUGUGUGCAAAGACAUGAUCAUACUUGAAAAUCAGCUUCCUUUCUUUGUUCUCGAGGGCCUCUUUAACCUAGCCUUCCCUCUCAGUGAGAGACCCCGUUCCUUCCUCAUGCUUUCCAUUUGGUACUUCGUAGAUUCUGCUAUUGUCGGAAACAUCAAACCGUCAUUUCCAAGUUCUGAGGUAAAACAUUUUGUUGAUUUGCAGAGGUUAUGUCACUUACCAUCAUCUCUAAGGUUAUUGCCUCCGGUUAUGGUCAGAUAUGUGCUGAUACACAAUGCAACAGAGCUGAAUGAGGCGGUAAUGAAGUUUAAGAACGGGUCAAGCAAUCGCUUGCUUGACAUAACAUAUGCCAUGGGAGUGCUGGAAAUCCCUCACUUGAUCGUUUUUGACGCGACAGAUUCUCUACUUAGAAACCUCGUGGUAUUCGAGCAAAUUCACUAUCCAUUUGACACUGGUAAAGAUGUGGAUUUACUUGUCCAGAAUGGAAUUCUUGACAACUUCUUAGGCGAUAGCUCUGCAGUGACAGGUCUCUUUAAUAAUCUUUCCAAGGAAGUUAUUAUAUGGGGUGAGAACUAUUAUUUUUAUUGUAUUAGUGAAAAAAUUAAAUGCAUAUUGGAAGGAUCACAAUUGGAAGGCAAUAUUAAACCGUGAUUAUUUCAGCAUUCCAUGGAGAACGGCUUCCAACAUUGCUGCAGUUUUCCUGCUUGUAUUAACAUUAAUACAACUAUAUGUUCUAUAA
This is a messenger RNA of Cornus florida, 1614 nucleotides long. RefSeq lists its product as uncharacterized. Bases 891 to 1526 code for a protein of 211 amino acids. Lineage: Eukaryota; Viridiplantae; Streptophyta; Magnoliopsida; Cornales; Cornaceae. The transcript is spliced from 2 exons. The record is from RefSeq and is a predicted model, not a curated record.